Aedes aegypti (yellow fever mosquito) is the source of this 1393-nucleotide messenger RNA. RefSeq names its product serine palmitoyltransferase small subunit A. The transcript is spliced from 3 exons. The record is from RefSeq and is a predicted model, not a curated record. Gene Ontology annotation, molecular function: serine C-palmitoyltransferase activity. Gene Ontology annotation, cellular component: serine palmitoyltransferase complex. Gene Ontology annotation, biological process: ceramide biosynthetic process. The coding region runs from base 494 to 763 and encodes 89 amino acids. Lineage: Eukaryota; Metazoa; Arthropoda; Insecta; Diptera; Culicidae.
UUGUUUUGAAUGCGGAACACUGUUUAGUAUGUGUUGUGAGUAGAAGAAAAUCCAUUCAUUCAUUCGUUGCUCGCCUUGUUCUCUCUUGCCUGUCCAGUGUUGUUGUGGCUGUUAUCACACUGUGUAAUCACAAAUUAAUAGUCAAUUAGGGCGUUUGGAAAAAAAAACUACUUAUAAAAGAAAGUUCUUUCGUAAUUUGGUUCUGCGCUGAUCGUUACAACCUUCGAGGCAGAAUUCAUUAGAGUGGACGAUGUUUUGUUAAAUCAAUGAAACAUCCGGAUUUCAAUCCGUCAAGGUGCUGAGUAAUCCCUCCCCUCAAGAGCAGCAAGACGACUAUUUGCCAUCGGAGUAAUAUUGAUUAGCUGUCGAGGAGCGGGCAGGUGAGCGAUAAGCUGUUGGGGCAGUAGUCAUUCCGAAAAAAACGUCGUAGUUUGUCGUCUGGUUGGCAGUGCUAGUGCGAAAUUUUGCUAAAGAAAGCAUCGUCUUCAUCAAAAUGUUGAGCUCCAUCAAGAAAUCGAUCUCUUCCGUGUAUCUGCUGUACGAGCUGAACACCUGCAUUUACAUGCUGGACCCGUGGGAGAAGAAGUUCAUCAAUGGUGUCAUUUUCAGCAUCCUGGCCCUGCUCAUCUUCUCCAGUUACGUGUACCUGCCGAGCUACACCCGGAAGCUAAUCAACGCCUUCAUGCCUACCGGAAACGAGCUAACGCUGGACCUGAUGGACAGCCACCACCAUCAGCAGCCGGUCGACUACGGCGUCAACUAGGGUUAGGUCUUCAACACUACACACACACACACACACAAAUUACCUUAAAUUCUGCUUAAAAAGGAAGUUUUACAGGAAUAGAACUUUUUUUAAUUAGACCAAUCAGCGAAGCAAAAGAGUAUCUCGCAUUUACACGGUUAAUUAUACUAUUAGACGGAAGAAGACAAAUUGCUAUUAGAAAGAGAGAGCUGUUAGUUGUUAGACUUUGUAGGUUAGUUGGGAAGUUGAAGAAUUUCAAAAACUUGAAAAUGUGUAUUUUUGAAUAAGGUGCUGGCUGCUAAAAGCGGAUAUGCUUGGAAGAUGAUUAAUAGAUCCCAUAACUACUGUUUCAAGUGAAAAAGUUUUCUAACCUUCUUCUAUUGGAUUGCUUCUAGCUGGUUAACUAGAAUAGAAUGUAGGGGUCUCCCCGGGAGCGACGACCAAAGUGGCCGUCGCGCGUUUGGAGCCAUGUGAAAUUAGGGCUGUUUUUAUCGUAAGAUAUACCUUUCGUAAUCUGCUAGUUGAUUGCUAAUCAUUUUGUAACAAUGUUUAAAUAAAAAUGUAGCUAAAUUUAAUGAUUGAUUGAUUGCGUACUUUAUAAAUCCCACUCUUUAUAAACCCUUAAAUUUAAUAAAAAUCUUUUUACUACAA